CACAAGUCGAAAUCGCUCAACGAAUUUUCAUCUCUUUCCCGUAUUGAUCAUUUCGACAAAAUUUUACGAAUUAUCGUAUCAAUAUGAAUUGAUAAAUUCGUCGGGAAACGCGGAGCUAAUAAAAUGUGGCGGUUAACCUAUUUUGGAAGUCAUUUUUCAUGAAAAAAUGUACAAAUUUCAUACUCAUUCCGUGCGUUCGUCGCAACAACGACAUAUAUAGAUGAAACUCGAGAUUGUUCUUUCGGGUUGUAAACAUACAAGUAUGGUUGGUAGUUUAUCUCGAGAACGGAGUGUCACCUCUUUCUUCCACUUACCACGUUCGCCAUUUGAUAUAUAAAACGUUUUUUUACAAUCGGAAUGAAUAUCGUUCGGAUUAGUUCACGAAAUGUAGUAUUCGUCAUAUUUGCGCUUCUUUCGAGCACAAUCAAGGAGGCGCACAUGGGCUAUGAAAGUAUAGCACUGAGAGAAAUCAGUGCAAAUUCAACACCGGCUUAUGGCAGCAAAAAGGAUGACCUUUAUGGCACUUGCCCAGUAGGAAUACCAUGCUCGAAAAUGGGUGGAGAUUGUCUCAAGUGUGAUCUCAAUCCCAAAUGUGUAUAUGGCAAAUCUUACCAAGUGAACUGCACUGUUAUGGAUCAAACCGACUGUGUCGGAGAUAGAACGUUUGAAAAAAAAUUUAUAUGCAGAUACUGUUAUCAGACUGCACAUUGGGAACAUCAGUGCCUGAAAAAAAAUUCUUGUAGCUCCGUUGCAUCGCCGCAACAACACUACAGAACAAAUUGUACAGUCAACGAUGACAUUGUGUGUCUGGGUAGACGAAGGUUUAUGAAGAAUUUACGAUGCAACUGGACCGGUGGUUACAGAUGGUCGACCGCUCUUAUUCUGAGUAUAACACUUGGAGGUUUUGGCGCCGACAGAUUUUAUCUGGGCCAUUGGCAGGAAGGUAUCGGCAAAUUAUUCAGUUUUGGAGGACUCGGCGUUUGGACAUUUAUCGACGUCAUGCUCAUAUGGAUGCGAUACCUUGGACCUGCGGAUGGUUCAUUGUACAUUUAAACUAUAUUGAAUUUAUAUUGUUUGUUAACAUUUUUUCGUGAUGUGAGAGAAACAGUGACUAUAACUCAACGGACGAAUUGCAUUCUGCUAAAUCUGUUCAUUAUUGCUUAUUUUUUAAAAAUAGAAAUGCCCUGCAAUACCUUUUUCAACGAAA
Venturia canescens is the source of this 1207-nucleotide messenger RNA. It is a transcript of the gene amx, whose product is annotated as almondex. The record is from RefSeq and is a predicted model, not a curated record. The transcript is spliced from 5 exons. Bases 358 to 1053 code for a protein of 231 amino acids. NCBI's taxonomy places the organism in Eukaryota, Metazoa, Arthropoda, Insecta, Hymenoptera, Ichneumonidae.